This is a messenger RNA of Prunus mume (Japanese apricot), 3263 nucleotides long. Lineage: Eukaryota; Viridiplantae; Streptophyta; Magnoliopsida; Rosales; Rosaceae. The record is from RefSeq and is a predicted model, not a curated record.
CGAAACAACCAAAGAGAAAAAAUGCAUCUGCUCUUUCAGCGGUCAUCAAAAGCCGCAGUAACGGUCACUCGCUCUCUGGCCCUCCCGCCUAAACCCCCAUUCCCCUCCUCCUUCGUCUUCUUCCUCUCAUCGCAACCCCAUAACCAGAACCACGAAAUCGGCUCAAUCGGCUCCCCUUCCAGGAUCCAAAAUCUCAUCGCUUCACAAUCAGACCCUCUCCUCGCCAAAGAGAUCUUCGACUUGGCCGCCCGCCAACCCCAUUUUCGCCACUCCUACUCUUCCUUCUUCACUCUCAUCCUCAAGCUCGGCCGCUCCAAGUACUUCUCUCUCGUCGACGACCUCCUCAUCCGCCUCAAGACCUCGAACUACUCUGUCUCCCCGGCUCUCUUUUCCCACUUGAUCAAGAUUUACGGCGAAGCCAAUUUGCCACAGAAAGCCCUCCGAACCUAUUACACCAUGGUGGAAUUUGACUGCAGCCCUUCCGUCAAACACCUGAAUCGCAUUCUUCAAAUCCUCGUUUCUCACCGGAACUUUCUCCGCCCGGCGUUCGACAUCUUCAAGGACGCUCACCGUCAUGGGGUGAUGCCCAAUACUCAGUCUUACAACAUUUUGAUGCGUGCUUUUUGUUUGAAUGGGGAUCUUAGCAUUGCCUACCAGCUGUUCAACAAAAUGUUUGAGAGAGACCUUGUUCCAGAUGUGCAGUCGUAUCGGAUUCUGAUGCAGGGCUUGUGUAGGAAGGGUCAGGUGAAUACGGCGGUUGAUUUUUUGGAGGACAUGUUGAACAAAGGGUUCGUUCCGGAUUCGUUGAGUUACACUAGUUUGUUGAAUAGUUUGUGUAGGAAGAAGAAGCUUCGUGAGGCGUAUAAGCUGCUUUGUAGGAUGAAGGUUAAGGGGUGCAAUCCUGAUAUUGUGCAUUACAAUACUGUUAUUUUAGGAUUUUGUAGAGAAGGGCGUCCAGUUGAUGCCUGUAAGGUUCUUGAGGAUAUGGCAUCAAAUGGGUGCUUGCCAAAUUUGGUGUCCUAUCGGACUUUGGUUAGCGGGUUAUGUGAUCAUGGGAUGCUUGAUGAGGCAAAGAGUUAUAUGGACACAAUGAUAUCAAAGGGGUUUUCUCCACAUUUUUCGGUUGUUCAUGCUUUAGUUAAAGGAUUCUGUAAUGUGGGUAGGGUUGAGGAAGCCUUUGCAGUUUUGGAAGAGGUGCUAAAGCACGGGGAGGUUCCUCAUACAGAUACUUGGCUUACAAUAGUUCCUGGGAUAUGCGAAGAGAUUGAGCUAGAGAGAUUGGAGGAAAUUCUGAGAGAGGUAAUGAAGGUGGAAAUUAGGCCAAACACCAGAAUAGUGGAGGCAGCUAUUGGUUUGGAGGAUUACUUGAUAAAAAAGAUACGGGCUAAACCGAGGAGAGCUUAUUAGAUGCUUCUUAGUAUUUGGCUCCCUGGUUUUGGUCAAGUUACUGGCUUUACCUUUUUUGUAUGUCACUAAUCCAGCCAUAAACGUGGCAAGUGCUUUUCAAAAGAAUGCAAUCUUGCUUGAAGCAACUGCAACUCCACCGACAUGGGUGUUUUGUAACAGGAUGCUAGUUUAUUUGAAGUACUGCUUUUCAGGCCUUGUUUUUCCACUAGGACAGGGAACAAUUCCUCUCUCACGCUUGCCAUCUCUCAGUCAGAACAGAACUUCUGCAAUUUUUAUUGGAGGGUUCUGAUGCUCCUAAUUCAAGAGCAGCAGGAGAAUAUCUUAACUUGUAUUUUCUCUUGAGCUAGAUACUGAAGCUACUUUAGACGUUCUGAGAUGCGCUUUCAUUGAAGAUGAAAUCUCAAAACCCAACAUUUAUUCUCAUGAUUCAGCUGAUGCAAAUAUGGAGCUGCCGGAUGGGAACAAUUCAAUGGCACAAAGUCAGAAUUCAAUGGUUCAAAGUAGAUACUCUCAUUCAUAUUAUUAUUAAGGGUAUCUCCCUAAUAGAUGGAUCUCCUGGCAAUGAUGACACUGCAUCAAUAGCAGACUGGCCUUCAAAGAAAGACAUUGGUCAUCUGUUUGAGUUUACUGCGUACUAUGUUGCAUGUGGAAGAGCUAAUGUCUUGAAACGUGUAUUGUCUCAAAUUUUGGAGUAUUUGACGUCAAAGAAUAACUUUCCAUCAUGGGUUGCUGGAGAUAGCAUAAUUCCAAAAAGAAGAGAGAAACAGGUUCUUGGCCUUCUUGAGGUAGUGCCUGAGACCGAUUGGGAUUCAUUUUAUGAGAAAGCGUGAUUUUACCAUAGAAGGCACGUUCGUCUUGGUUAUCAACAAUUUUACUAGUGAAGAAGGCUCCCAUAUCCUUUCUGAACUUCGUUCCCAUCCAAAAAGCCUAUUCUUCGGUGAUUGAGGUUCACUUAUCUGGCCCUCGACUUUUCAAGUUUAAGAAAAGAUGAUCGUGUGAGGGUAAAGGAUCAAUCAAAAGCAGUUGAGGCUUACUUGGAAAGGAUCUCUGAUUUCCCAAAGCUUUUGCGUAACAAUCCUGUUAAUUUGACCGAUGAUAUGAUUGAACUUUAUUUGGAGUAUAUUCAUUUUGGCAGUUGCAUCAUAUUCUCUUUGUGAGGGAGAUAAUAUUGUUCUUAUCAUGCCAGUAUAUUCAUUUUGGCCAAAUUUUAAAUACGAGACUUGUAAGAGUUGAGUGAGCGUGUUUCGUAGCUACCCUGUUUCAUAUUUUACCUAUUCAGCUGUUAUGUCAGUAUGAGCGCAAUGGAGUUCUCAAAUUCCUAGACACUUUUGAUAGCUAUCGCGUAGAAGGAACACUGUUUACGCCUGUGCCAGAAAUAUGGGAUAACAGAUGCUGCAUCAUUCUUGUUGGGAAGGGUUGGUGAUGUUGGCAGUGCUCUUUCACUUACACUUUCCACCCUUAAUGAAAAAUUUAUCAAGCUGGAUGCUGCUAUGGGAACUCUGGUAUCAAGUGGUUCUGGACGUACUGAGCAUUUCAGCAAUGCCUUAAAGCUCCAUAAAGGUGUUCAUAUCUUAAGAAAAUUGUUCUCUCGGUUCAUCAAGGAGAUUGUUGAGGGCAUGAUAGGUUCUGUUCGCCUUCCAACUAUCAUGUCCAAACUCCUUUCUGAUAAUGGUAGCCAGGAAUUUGGUGAUUUAAAAUUCACAAUAUCAAUAUUAGAUAAUGAGUUUGUUUUGCUUUUUUUGAGAAUUCAAAUUUGUUUUGCACAGCUGAUUGAUGCGCAAAACAUAGUGGACAAAUUGACCUCUGUAUUACAGUUCACAUCCUCACACAAAUUUUUUUCAGAAGUUUCACUUGGA